CGCGCGCCUGCGUAGUCGCGGCGGGACGCCCCAGCCGGGAUGGCGGCCGUUUUGGAGGCGCUGCUGCGAGAGGAGGUGACGGCGGAGGUCGCCGUGCGGUGGCUAGUGUGCGGAGCCCAGGGCGCGGAGGACGCCCCCGAGGAGGCGGCCGCGCUGGCGCCCCUCGAGCCGCUGCGGAAGGAAUUCGUGCCGUUCCUGCUGAACUUCCUGCGCGAGCAGAGCACCUGCGCCCUCCCCCAGGGUCCCCCGACCCCCGCCAAGGCUCCCCGGGCCUCGGCGGAGCGGCCGGGGGGCCCCAGCACGGCGCGGGGAAGCGGCCGCGGAGUGCGAAGCCAGCUCUUCCCGGCCCCAGCCGAGCCCCCGGCAGCCUCCCUUGGCGAGCCCCCUCUGGCCCGCCGAGGAGGGGGCGGGAGGAGGAGGGGACCCGUCCGGGAGAGGGGGGGCCGCGGCGCCGGGGGGUCUGAGGAAGGGGAAAUCGGAGACAGCCCGCCUUGGGGAGGGGGCUGGAGGCCGAGGGGCUCGAACAGCCCCAGCCCCUCGCCUGCCGAGCCCCUGAAUCUCAGUAACCUGGAAGAGUUUCCCCCCGUGGGCUCCGUGCCCCCUGGCCCCGCCGGCAGGAUGAAACCUUCCCGGAGGAUCAACCCAACGAGGGUGAGCGCAGAGCGAUCUCUCUCCAAGCCCAAGACCUGCUUCACCUCACCCCCAAUCAGCCAGGCCCCGAAUUCCCAGCCCCCAGUCUUGGACAAUAGUCCUUGGGGCCUUGACCUUCCUGUAGGGUGCAGCAGUCUACAGGAGGAGCGGGCGAUGCUCAGGAAGGAGCGAUUCAAGCUGCUACAUCACUCACCCACCCCUGCCAGUUCUGCCCUGGAAUCUGGUCUUCCUGCUCCUAGUCGAACAGGGAGCCUUACACCAGAACCUGCAGACCCUGGCAAGGUUUCCUGUCAGCCGAGGCUGGAGUUAGUGGCCAUUGUCUAUUCAUCCUGUAUCGCUGAGAAUCUGGUCCCAAGCCUCUUCCUGGAGCUGUUCUUUGUUCUUCAACUCCUUACUGUCCGACGAAUGAUUCAUGUUGAAAAAGACGACCUGGAACCCAGCCUUGGGGGUCCCCUCAAGAGACCACUAUUCCAGAAUAUCCAUGACUGUGUGUUUUUUGCAGUCCUGGUUUUGGAGCAUCAGUUCCAGGUUCUCUCCCGCCUGGACAAAGGGACAUUGAAGUUGCUAGCUGAGAAUGAGCGGCUGCUUUGCUUCUCUCCUACUUUGCAGGGCCGACUCCGGAAAGCCUACGAACGCAGUACUGCCAAGGUCUCUCUGCUGCUCUCACCCCCUGCCCAGGCUGUCUCCUUUCAGCCAGAAACAGACAACCGUGCAAACUUCUCUAGUGACCGGGCCUUUCAUACUUUCAAGAAACAGAGGGAUGUGUUUUAUGAAGUACUCCGUGAGUGGGAAGAUCGGCAUGAGGAGCCUGGCUGGGAUUUUGAGAAAGGUUUAGGCAACAGGAUCAGAUCCAUGAUGAGUCAACUCUCCACAGCUUCCAGCCACAGCCAUUUUGUUCGGCUUUUUCAGAAACAGCUUCUUCAGAUGUGUCAGAGUCCUUCAGGUGCUGGAGGAAUGGCACUGGGUGAGGCCCCUGACCCAGAUGUAUUAAGCAUGCUAGGAGCUGACAAGCUGGGGCGGCUUCGACGUCUGCAGGAACGAUUGGUUGCUCCACAGAGUGGUAGUGGACCCUGUCCGCCACCUACCUUUCCUGGUUGGCAAGGCUUUUUCCGUGACUUCAUCUUGAGUGCCAGCAGUUUUCAAUUUAACCAGCACCUUAUGGACAGUCUGAGUUUGAAGAUCCGAGAACUUAAUGAUCUUCCCCUACCCCAGCAUGAACCCAGUGAUGAGGAUGUGGACCGACAGGAUGAAAGAAGGCAGUUUGCCUCAGUGUUGCUGAGUCUCCGCCUUCUGGCCAAGUUCCUGGGCUUUGUGGUUUUUCUUCCUUAUCAGAGCCCUGAGCCACCCCCAACUCGUGAGCUACAAGACUCGGCCCUGGCCCUCAGGAACCAGGUGCCUCCUGUGCUGGAUGUGCUGACUUUGCUGCAGCAGGGGUUACAGAACCACCAGGCUGUGCUCACUGUACCAUGGUUGGUGGAGUUCCUCUCCUUUGUUGACCACGUUGCUCCCUUACUGGACUAUUACCACAGUGUCUUCUCUCUCCUACUGCAGUUAUAUCGGAGCCUGAUCCUAUCAGAAGAGAGUGAAAGAAGAAUGUGUUUCUUGAACAAACUGCUGCUCCUUGCUGUGUUGGGAUGGCUUUUCCAGAUCCCUACAGUUCCAGAAGAUUUGUUCUUUUUGGCAGAAGGCCGACCAGAUGCCUUGGAAGGAGCCACAGUGUCUUUGGUGCAGGGUCUGGACACAAUGCCUGUUGUGGAUCAACAACUUCUCUAUACUUGCUGCCCUUUCAUUGGAGAACUACGGAAGCUGCUCGCUUCCUGGGUAUCUGGUAGCAGUGGACGGAGUGGAGGGUUUGUGAGGAAAAUUACCCCUACCUCAACUACUGCCCUAGGACCUCAGGCCCCCAAAACAUCCCAGGGGCUACAGGCAGAGCUAGCCCAAGCCUUCUUCCACAACCAACCACCUUCUCUUCGAAGGACUGUGGAAUUUGUUGCAGAGAGAAUUGGGUCCAAUUGCGUCAAACACAUUAAGGCAACAUUUGUGGCAGACCUGGUACGACAAGCAGAAUCACGUCUGCAGGAGCAACUAGGGGAGCAGCAAGAGGAAGGGGGAGCCCCAGCCCAGCUCUUGGAGGCAUUGUGUGACCAGAUCUGCCCAGAGGGGACUCAAGCCUUGGCCCAAGGGCGAGAAUUUUGCAGAAAGAAGGGCCCUGAGGCUGUUCGGGUGCUGCUACCAGAGGAGACUUCCCCAGCUGUCCUGAGGAGUGCAGAGGAUAUCGCUGUGGGGCUUGCCAUGGAGAAGGCCUGUGCUUGGUUAUCAGCCAACAUCACAGCCCUGAUCCGGAGGGAGGUGAAAGCCGCUGUGAGCAGAACACUUCGAGCCCAGGGUCCUGAUGUAGCUGCCCAGGGGGAGAGGAGGGGCUGCUCCCGUGCCUGUGAGCACCACGCCCCCCUCCCCUCCCACCUCAUCUCCGAGAUCAAAGACGUGUUGGCUCUUGCUGUGGGGCCCCGGGAUCCCGAGGAGGGUGUUGCCCCUGAGCAUCUGGAGACACUCCUGCAACAGCUGAGGGAGACCCUUCAGUGCCGCCAGUUCCUAUGCCUGAUCUCUGAGCAGCAGCUUGCAAAGUGUUCUGUGGAAUUGGCCUCUUUUCUUGUUGCUGACCAAGUCCCAACCCUAGGGCCCCCAGGCCCCCAGAGGCUGGAAAGGGGGGAGGCCCGAGGACUUCUGCAGACACUCCUUUCCCUCUGGCAUGAGGACUUCCAAGUACCUGUUCCCCUGCAGCUGCUGCUCAGCCCAAGAAACGUGGGACUUCUGGCAGACACACGGCCAAGAGAGUGGGACCUGCUGUUGUUCCUGCUUCGGGGACUGGUGGACCGGGGGCUAAUGGGAAGGGUGGAGAUAGAAACCUGCCUUAAGAGUCUCCACCAGGCCCCCUGGCCUGAGGACUUCUCUGAGGAGCUGGCAACAUUGUCUUGCCUAUUUCUGGCUGAGCCACAGGUACCAGGACCCCGGCUAAGAGCUUGUGAGUUGAUGAGACCACCUCGUGGGACUGUACUGGCCCAGAGUUAGGUCCAGCAAAUGAGGUCCUGCCUUUGAGCUCAUGAUCAAAAGCUCUGGCCCACACCUGACCUACAGCUUCAGUGAUGGAACCAGGAGCCCAGCCCUGUCCUGCAAGGAGUUUUCCACCCAGUGGUCCUUACUAAAAGAUGCAGAGGAGAAGCAUCCUGAGCCACCAUCUUCAGACCCGGUGGGUAGAGGUGAGGAAAGUCUUCUGAGUUUCCUACCCAGAGCUCUGGAGAAAACAGUCUUAUCUUCAGGACAAAGGUGACAAGAGACCAGGGCCCCUCUACCAGGGAAGGAGAGGGAGCUUGUAUCACUUGGACUCUUCAAUGAAAUGAUAUACCAGUGGAUAUUGUCAGAGAGAGAGCUUGGAGAAGGACCAACCUGCUGCUUUCCCAGAAGCUUCUUUGGACUUUGUGGUUUUAGAAAAGCAGGAGACUGACUUCCUGCUCACAUGUACCUAUAGGGGAUUUAAAAAUGUAGAGCUUCGAGGGUUCCAAUUUCCUCAGCUCUGUGCCAGGUAUUUUUUUACCUUAAAAUGCAUCAUGGAUGCCAACAACAGAGCACACCUCACAUGAGUAAAAACUCAACUUUACGUGCCCAGUUUCAAGGGAAGCCAGGCUGGGGCUGAUCUUAUUUAAAUGCUUUCUAUGAACCAGGAAAGGAAGCCCAUGGGGGGAGAAGGGAGUAGAUUUUUAAAAAAUAUUAAAAUAAAUACCACUUUGUCAAAGGACCUGGUGUUCUAGAGUUUUUUUCUCUCAGGUCUGUUCCUUCCAAAAGGUAAACAGAGGGCUACAGAGACAUGGAGUUUGAAAGGCUGUGGAUGUCUCUAUAAUUACUAGCUUUAGGAGAAAGAGUAAGGUUUUGUAUUUCAUUGUUGAGAUUGAGCUUCCAUGGGGCGCUCAGCCUUCUGAGCAUGAAAUUCUACACUGGGAAGAGUCAGAGAGCAAGUACUGGGGUACAGACAUUGUCCUCUCUACAGAGAAAAGGCCAGGUCAGCAUGGGCUCAUCCACCAAGGGCACUUCCAGGAUCAUCAUGGAGAGGACAACAAGGCUGAAAGAAUGCUUAGCCUUUGGGGAAGAGGGAGCUGCUUUCCUCUUCAUCUCAGACCCCAGCAGUUGAGAAGGCUGGAAUGGUCCAUUACAAGACCAAGAUCUUUCAAGGCAAGAGGGCUACUGACAGGAGUUGUUGCUUUUGAAAAGCAUCUUCCUUCACUGCUCCUCUCGCCACCAAAACCCUCUGGGACUGAAUCAAGCUCAGCGUGAGACAGAGAGAGGCUGUAGGCCAUUCACUCGCUCCCUUCACGGAUGGGCUGGGAGAGAAGGAACCCAAGACAGCCGUCACGGUGCUGAACACAGUCGCAGCCUUUCCAUCAGAAGUUAGGCUUGCUGAACUAACAGCCAAAGGGGGGGGAGGGUGGCGGCAGAGAGCCUUUAUUUUUUCUAGCAGUGGCUGCAUCCCCAAGAAGAACUCUUGGCUUGGAAGAUAGGGAUCCUGACUCCUAGAAGAAAAUCCAGAAACCCUGAUGGCCUGACAGGUUCACUUCAGAGUUCUGAUAGUCUGAUAGGCUCUAAUUUGCCCAAUGACUGUCGCUUUUUAUUCCUUCAGCCUGUGGUCUGUGAGUGAGUUUGGAUUUCAUUCUUGUAUUUUAAAAACUUGAACCACCACCACUUGUGAAAGUGGAUUGGCACUGCUCUGUCCAUGCAGUUGUGCUCUGUGACAACAUUGUAAACUGACUUGCCAGAUGAAGUAAUCUCUUCAUCACUGACCAGAGCAAGCACUGCCGAGAGGCUAUCAGCAUAUCCUUGUUGGAUUGAACUGGAUAGCCAUCAUGCAGAAUGCCAACAGUGUGUCAUCACUACCUGAACUACAGUCAGUAAACUGUGGUUCAUGGGCCAAAUAUGACCUGCCAACUAUAAUUUUUAAUAUAAUGUAAA
This is a messenger RNA of Dromiciops gliroides (monito del monte), 5649 nucleotides long. RefSeq names its product codanin 1 (gene CDAN1). Bases 40 to 3720 code for a protein of 1226 amino acids. The record is from RefSeq and is a predicted model, not a curated record. Gene Ontology annotation, biological process: chromatin organization. The transcript is spliced from 28 exons. NCBI's taxonomy places the organism in Eukaryota, Metazoa, Chordata, Mammalia, Microbiotheria, Microbiotheriidae. Gene Ontology annotation, cellular component: nucleus.